UUGCUCGCAUUCUGUACUUCUGAGGCGAUUGGCAGUUUUCAAAUCAAAUCUCCAGUAACUAUAUUUAGUUAGCUUGACAACCUGUGUGCUUUACAGUAUGAAAUCAUUGGAGGACCAAGUUGUGGAAGAUGAAGCAGGGUAUCAGGAUGAUGAGGAAUCUUUCUUCCAAGACAUUGAACUCCUACAGAAAUAUGGCAUUAACAUGGCGGAUAUCAAAAAGCUGAAGUCGGUGGGAAUUUGUACGGUAAAAGGGAUCCAGAUGACCACACGUCGUGCCCUCUGCAACGUUAAGGGUUUAUCUGAAGCCAAAGUGGAGAAAAUCAAGGAAGCUGCUGGGAAGUUGCUGAUGAGUGGAUUUCAGACAGCUUCAGAAUACAGUAUGAAAAGGAAACAAGUAUUCCACAUCACAACAGGCAGUUUGGAGUUUGAUAAACUUCUUGGAGGAGGAGUAGAGAGUAUGGCGAUCACUGAAGCUUUUGGAGAGUUCAGAACGGGAAAGACUCAACUCUCUCACACACUGUGUGUUACAGCCCAGUUACCUGGUGAGAAUGGAUAUAGUGGAGGGAAGAUCAUCUUCAUUGAUGCGGAAAAUACCUUUCGCCCAGACAGGCUGAAGGACAUUGCCGACAGGUUCAAUGUGGAUCAUGAAGCAGUCCUUGAUAAUGUGCUUUAUGCCCGUGCCUAUACCAGUGAACAUCAGAUGGAGCUGUUAGACUUUGUGGCAGCCAAAUUUCAUGAAGAGGGAGGUGUCUUCAAGCUCUUGAUCAUAGACUCCAUCAUGGCUUUGUUCAGGGUGGACUUCUCAGGUAGAGGUGAGCUUGCAGAGAGACAGCAGAAGCUGGCACAGAUGCUUUCCAGGCUGCAAAAGAUCUCAGAAGAGUACAAUGUUGCAGUGUUUGUCACCAAUCAGAUGACAGCAGACCCAGGAGCCGGGAUGACAUUUCAAGCAGAUCCCAAAAAGCCAAUUGGAGGUCACAUACUGGCACAUGCCUCCACCACACGCAUAAGUUUGAGGAAAGGACGUGGUGAAAUGAGAAUUGCCAAAAUAUUCGAUAGCCCUGACAUGCCAGAAAAUGAAGCUACCUUUGCCAUUACUGCUGGAGGAGUGGCAGAUGCAAAAGAGUAAGGCAAGAAUUUCUCCAGUGGAAACAACACUCAUGGUUUGUUAGUAGACACAAUAUGUAAUCGGAUCUAACUACAACUGUUUGUUUGUUUAUUUAUUUGAUCUCUACUUAAAUGUGUGGGUUUUUUCUUCUUCAAUAAACCGUUGGACUUGUUCAUCUCCUGAAAA
Messenger RNA from Ictalurus punctatus (channel catfish), 1291 nucleotides. RefSeq names its product DNA meiotic recombinase 1 (gene dmc1). Gene Ontology annotation, biological process: chromosome organization involved in meiotic cell cycle; DNA strand invasion; reciprocal meiotic recombination. NCBI's taxonomy places the organism in Eukaryota, Metazoa, Chordata, Actinopteri, Siluriformes, Ictaluridae. Gene Ontology annotation, molecular function: ATP hydrolysis activity; DNA strand exchange activity; single-stranded DNA binding. Gene Ontology annotation, cellular component: nucleus; condensed nuclear chromosome. The record is from RefSeq and is marked provisional.